GUCUCUCUCUGUCUCUGUCUCUCUCUCAGUCCCUGUCUCUCUCUGUCUCUCUUUCUCUCCGUGUCUCGGCUGGUGAAGCUGCAGCCUCACGCUCUUUUUUCCUCUUUGUAUUUAAUUAUUUCUUCUCUGUUUUAAGAAAAGUCUGACUUGAGGACAUGGACUGCGCUCUAGACCAGCUGGACGCUGCAGGAUUUCUGCGCAUCUGGCAGCACUUUGAUGCAGAUGAUAACGGCUACAUCGAGGGGAAGGAGCUGGACGCCUUUUUUCGGCAUCUUCUGAUAAAACUGGGACCAGGGGAUAAGAUAACGGAGGAGAAAGUGCAGCAGCUGAAGGCCAGGUUCAUGUCCGCCUACGAUGUCACGGCUGAUGGUCGCCUUCAGAUCCAGGAACUCGCCAAUAUGAUCCUACCAGAACAAGAAAACUUCCUCUUGCUAUUCCACCGUGAAGCUCCUCUGGACAACAGUGUGGAGUUUAUGAAGAUUUGGAGGAAGUAUGAUGCAGACAGCAGUGGCUAUAUAUCUGCAGCCGAGCUAAGGGAUUUCCUAAAGGAUCUUUUUCAGCAGCACAAAAAGGAAGUGUCCUCUAACAAGCUGGAUGAAUACACAGACACCAUGAUGAAUAUAUUUGACAAGAACAAAGAUGGCCGCUUGGAUCUGAAUGAUUUAGCGAGGAUCCUGGCUCUACAGGAGAACUUCCUGUUGCAGUUCAAGAUAGACGCAAACUCUCUGAAUGAGAGGAAACGAGACUUUGAAAAAAUCUUCACUCAUUACGAUGUUAGUAAGACAGGUGCUCUGGAGGGACCCGAGGUGGACGGAUUCGUCAAAGACAUGAUGGAGCUGGUCAGGCCGAGUAUCUCCGGCCCGGAGUUGGACCAGUUCAGAACCGUGCUGCUGCGCCACUGCGACGUGAAUAAAGACGGAAAGAUCCAGAAAAACGAACUGGCCUUGUGUUUAGGGAUGAAACUUAAACCUUAAUCCGAGUUCUGUGUUUAUAAUGCAGUCCUGACGCUGUAGGAGUGUUCGCAAACAUACGCUUUUUAUAAUCUACUUAAAUACUGUUACAGACACGUGCUAAUAACGGGUUUUUAUGGUAGUUUACACCGUUUCCGUGAUGCUUCUGCGUCUGUGCUUCAUUUACCGAUGAGUCAGGAUGCAUUUUUCAGCAGAUGCUAUUAUAUUAAGGAGAAAACAACCGUAUCAGCCAUCACUCAUCCUCAUUGUGUGUGUGUGUGUGAGAGAGAGA
Messenger RNA from Clarias gariepinus (North African catfish), 1242 nucleotides. RefSeq names its product secretagogin, EF-hand calcium binding protein (gene scgn). The coding region runs from base 156 to 974 and encodes 272 amino acids. Gene Ontology annotation, molecular function: calcium ion binding. NCBI's taxonomy places the organism in Eukaryota, Metazoa, Chordata, Actinopteri, Siluriformes, Clariidae. The transcript has 11 exons. Gene Ontology annotation, biological process: regulation of long-term synaptic potentiation; regulation of presynaptic cytosolic calcium ion concentration. Gene Ontology annotation, cellular component: dendrite; terminal bouton; nucleus. The record is from RefSeq and is a predicted model, not a curated record.